Molecule: messenger RNA, 1357 nt
Organism: Capsella rubella
Lineage: Eukaryota; Viridiplantae; Streptophyta; Magnoliopsida; Brassicales; Brassicaceae
Product: zinc finger protein ZAT9
Exons: 1
Coding region: 86-1039 (317 amino acids)
Biological process (GO): regulation of DNA-templated transcription
Source: RefSeq, a predicted model, not a curated record
UGCUUGUAGAUUCCACUUCUUCUCUUCACUUUUUUCCUUCUCUUCUUCUUCUUCUUCUUCUUCUUGGUUCUCUCUCAAAUUGAAGAUGGAGAGUUACAAGUGCAGGUAUUGCUUUAAGAGCUUUGCUAACGGAAGAGCUUUAGGUGGCCACAUGAGAUCUCACAUCAUGCCUAAUCUUCAUGUUGAUGAUAAAGACGAAGAUCAAGAAAGGCCGAGUCAACUCAGUUACGACACUGAGUCCGAUGUUUCUUCGUCUUCCUCUAAGGACAAAACUAAUGGGGACGAUCCGAAGUUUGCUUUUACGAGCUCUCUUCUUCUCGAAGAAGACGGCGAGAGCGAGACAGAGUCGUCUAGGAAUGUUAUCAACCUGACUCGGAAACGAUCUAAGCGGACACGGAAGCUCGAUUCGUUCGCGCUGAAGAAGAAGGUGAAGACGAGUCAACUCGGUUACAAGCCUGAGUCUGAUCCCGAGCCUCCUCAUAGCUCAGCUUCUGAUACGACGACGGAGGAAGAUCUAGCCUUUUGUCUCAUGAUGCUCUCAAGAGAUAAAUGGAAGAAGAACAAGAGUAGUAGUGAUAAAGAAGUAGUAAAAGAGAUCGAGACAGACGAAGAAGAAGAAGAAGAAUCAGAAGAAGGUUACAACAACAGGUUGAGCAAGAUGAAUCGAGCGACGACGAAAGGGAGAUACAAGUGCGAGACUUGUGGGAAAGUGUUCAAAUCUUAUCAAGCAUUAGGUGGGCAUAGAGCAAGUCAUAAGAAGAACAGAGUAAGUAACAAAACAGAGCAACGAGGAGGCGAAACAGAGCAUGAUAAUGUUGUCGUUGUUGCUGCUGAGAAGAGAAUCCAUGAAUGUCCGAUUUGUUUUAGAGUCUUCGCAUCGGGGCAAGCACUUGGAGGUCACAAAAGAUCUCACGGGAUCGGGAAUUUGUCUGUGAAUCAUCAUCAAGUUCAUCAAAUGGAGUCUGUGAAACAGAGGAUGAUAGAUCUUAAUCUUCCUGCACCAACCGAGGAAGACGAAGUCUCUGUGGUGUUUCAAUGAAUGCUGAAAAAAGGUAACAGACUUUGCGUGAUUCGGGUCGUCCAAUUUUUCGUAAAGUUUGAAUCUUUUUUUUUUGUUUUUUUUUUUUUUUAACUAUUAUUAUUUUUUUGGGAGGGUUUUUAAUGUGUUUAUUUAAAAUGCAAAGGAGGCUACUUUUACAUGUUCUAACGCCGAUUCUUUUUUCGUAUUGGCCUCACGUCGUGUUGGCCUAACCACAUAAAAUUGAAGAACAUUCAAAUAAGCUUCUACUUAGUUUAUAUAGACUAUUAAUGUUAUUUAUUGUUAUAAACUAUACAACUUUUAAUGUUUGUGUUGAAA